AUGCGCGUGAUACGUUCACAGUGGACAUUUUUCACAGGGUUCUUUAUCUUCCUUCAAGGGUUGGUUUUGACUGAAAACCAGAGUGCGAGUCUGCAGAACAUCCAGACUACCUCAGAGUGUCCUGCGGACGGAUCAGGAACAAUCAGCUUCACCGCGGACCUCUUCGUCUCUGCCACUACAGACAGCUACGACCUAGGACUAUAUUACGUGGAAACCGCCGAUGCGUGCUCCGGUUUCGCCUUCGGGGGGUGCGUCGAGGACGGUUUCAGUUUGGAGGUUAACGGGCAGCAAGAUAACAACGACGAUUGCGCCGACGCCUCUUCGGGAUCAUCAUCGUUCCCACAACUCACGUUUCAGGCACCGUGCAGCACCGUAGCAAACGGCCAGAUGAGCAUUCCGUAUUGCUUUGCGUGGGACAACCAAAAGGGGAACACAUGCACUGAUGGGGACGACGUGAAACCAAGCCAGUCGUCUCAAUGCGUUUGCGACGAAGAAGGAUUCACCGUCCCGGAGGAAUGCCUGUUGACUUACGACGUGAGUACUGCAUGCAAGGCAGACGGCACUACGACGGAAAUCGAUAUCACGAUCACCGGAUCAAUUUCCUACGCGUACGCGAUAGUCGCCGAUGGAGACGAGGCGUCCAUCUUCACAUCUGCCUCCGGUACAGUAACGCUGGACGAGUUCCUGGACGACGGCGACUGCUCAGCUGAGCCUCAUUUCUGCUGCGAAGGCAGCAACGUCUGCCAAGUCGACAUCCUGACUCCCUGCGCACCGACAACACCGGCACCGACACCAGCACCGACAACACUGGCACCGACACCAGCACCGACAACACUGGCACCGACACCAGCACCGACAGCACUGGCACCGACACCAGCUCCAACAACACCUUCGCCGACGACAUCGGCUCCAAGCACUCCAGCACCGACAGCACUGGCACCGACACCAGCACCGACAACACUGGCACCGACACCAGCUCCAACAACACCUUCGCCGACGACAUCGGCUCCAAGCACUCCAGCACCGACAGCACUGGCACCGACACCAGCUCGAACACCGGUACCUGCCACGCCCGCCCCGCAGCCGCCGGCAAUUGCCCCGGAAAUGUUGUUUUCGGGAUUGAUCGAAACUGCCGACGGCGCGUGGGAGGCUGUCUACAACCCGGACGGCACCCACGUGUACCUUACGGGGAAGGAGACCAACAGCAUCGUCGUGUUCGACGUGGAUCCCUCGGACGGCAGACUGACGAUGGUAGGCGAAUCUGCCAUGGACAACAACAGCGCGGCGGAGGCAGGGGCUCUCGACGGCCCCACCGCGCUAGCGACGUCCCCGGACGGGCGAUGCCUCUUCGUGGCGGCCGUGGGCAGCAGCUCGCUGACGAGCCUGAGAAUAGGCGACGGCUCUAUCGGCGGCGGGGAGGGAACGGGUAGCCUGAGCUUUUCGGCCCGUGUGAGCGAUACCGCGCUGGCGGACACCUGGGACGUCGUCGUCAGCCUCCCGUCGGGAGACCACGUGUACGUGUCGUCCCCGGCGUGCGGGUGCAUCAUGACAUUCGCUGCGGACCUGGACACGUGUGGGUUGACGUACCGGUCCAACGUGACCUUUUCUCUGGUCGCCCCGGCGGGAAUGUCUGUCUCGCCGGAUGGGUCACUCCUGUACGCGACGGACUCCGCGAUGUCCGGCGGAGCUCUCGCGUUGUUUGGCACGGACCCGGACACCGGAGAGCUGGAGCUGCUACAGGCCAUUACAAACGGAGCAGCUGCGGGAUACGAGCUAGGCGGUGCCGUAUCUGUGGCCGUCAGUCCCUCCGGAAAGGACGUGUACGUAGCUUCGUAUUACCCGGGAGCCUUGGUGCACUUGUGCGUGGACGAGAGCAGCGGGGAGCUACAGGCGGUGGAGUGGGAAGACAACGCGACUCCCACAGGCCUGAGCAUGGAUGGGGCGUCGAUAGACACGAUACAGGAGGGCGACGAGGGCGACAUCACGGGCCUGGCCGGCGCCAGGAGCAUCUCCGUCAGUCCCGACGGUGGCACGGCCCUCGUGGUCAGCUCCGUGACCGGCACGAUCGCGGUAUUCCGUGACACCGCCCUCAUGGAAACACCGGCACCCACCUCGGACGGAGAAAGCAUGCCUUCGCCCUCCUCGGAAGAGUGGUACGAAGAGCACGCCGGUUGGCUUGGGGUGGGUGCGGCUUUAACCGCCGUAGCGGCGGGCGGCUUGGUCUCGGUCUUGAUCGCGAACAGUGGCUGUGCGUGCAGCUUUGUUGGCGCCGCCAUUUCGUGGAAGAAGAAGAGAGUCGACUGCCCGGCGUGCAAGAAGAAGGUGGACGUCAAGCGGAAAGGGCUCGAGACCCGCGCCCGCUGCUCGUGCGAUGUCCGGCGCGCCAAGGCGGAAAGGGAGGCGACCGGAGACGGGCAACGGAGAGGCACCAAGGGGCUGAAACCGAUGGCAACGAGGGGAGGGUGUGAGGAGAACAUAAUGUUCGACCCGGACCCCAAGCACGUCGCGAUGUGUCCACACUGUGAGAUCGUGUUCUGCGCCCCGUGUGACAUCCGCGACAGAAAACGAAUGUUUCCUUUCCUUUUCGAGAACAGUCCCAACGGUGUCGAGGAGGAGGAAACAAGAGCAGCGGUUGAUCCUUCGGCCGAAGAGUUUGGGAUAGACGAAGCGGGAAGCGCGCCGACUUCCCCGUAA
This is a messenger RNA of Ectocarpus siliculosus, 2694 nucleotides long. Lineage: Eukaryota; Phaeophyceae; Ectocarpales; Ectocarpaceae. The record is from the annotation of a GenBank genome assembly.